Tarenaya hassleriana is the source of this 542-nucleotide messenger RNA. RefSeq names its product 60S ribosomal protein L44. Gene Ontology annotation, biological process: translation. NCBI's taxonomy places the organism in Eukaryota, Viridiplantae, Streptophyta, Magnoliopsida, Brassicales, Cleomaceae. The coding region runs from base 105 to 422 and encodes 105 amino acids. Gene Ontology annotation, molecular function: structural constituent of ribosome. Gene Ontology annotation, cellular component: ribosome; cytosolic large ribosomal subunit. The record is from RefSeq and is a predicted model, not a curated record. The transcript is spliced from 4 exons.
AAAAAAAAACCUAACCGCUAUAAACUCUGUUUCGUCAUACGUUGCCAGCGGCGCAAAGCGACGAACUUUUUCCGGCGCGGCGAAUCUGAAUACGAUACGCGAAAAUGGUGAACGUUCCAAAGACUAAGAAGACGUACUGCAAGAACAAGGAAUGCAAGAAGCAUACCUUGCACAAGGUGACGCAGUACAAGAAAGGAAAAGACAGUCUUGCUGCUCAAGGGAAACGUCGUUAUGAUCGUAAGCAAUCUGGUUAUGGUGGUCAGACCAAACCCGUCUUCCACAAGAAGGCCAAGACAACAAAGAAGAUCGUCCUAAGGCUUCAAUGCCAGAGCUGUAAGCAUGUUUCCCAGCAUCCUAUCAAGAGGUGCAAGCAUUUUGAGAUCGGUGGAGACAAGAAGGGAAAGGGAACAUCUCUCUUCUAAGCCCCCUUCUUCUUUUUUUCUUUUUUUGCAGUUUUCAGAACUCGAACCAAUCGGUUUUUGUUGUAUUGCCGCCUUGAACUUACAUGUCGGAGCCAUAAAGUGGUGGUUUUGUUCUUGAUA